AUGCACCGAGCACAGGGACGCGGUGGCACGAGUAGGGCCGGUGGGGAGCCCCGGGCGGCCCCGCCGAGCCCGGGCAUCCCCCCGAAGCGUGCCAAGGUCACCGCGGAGCCGGGGGCACCCGAGGAGGGCCCGGGUCGCCCGGCGGCACCGUUUUUUGCGCGGAAGCUGAAGAACGCGGCGAUCGGCACCGGCUGCGACAUCCGGCUGCGGGUGGUGGCUGUGGGCAACCCCCGGCCCAGCCUCCGCUGGUACCGAAAUGAGGAGCUGCUGGCCCCACGCGGGGAGGAGUAUGGCACCCUCUGGAUCCGGGACAGCAAGAAGGAGGAUGCCGGCGUGUACACCUGCAUCGCCGAGAACGAGAGGGGAGAGGCCAUGACGAGUGCCGUGCUGGCCAUCAUUGACAUGGAAGACUCGGAGACGGGCGAGGAUGAGCCCAGCGAUCCCCAGGUGACGCAGCGCAGCGAGCUCCAGGAUGAGACGGCCUUCAGCACCCCCACUGGUGGGUCUGACACCCUCGUGGACGCCUCCAUGAACACGACGCCAACCUCGGUGCUGGCCCUGUCACAGGCGGAGGAGCGCUCCAGCUGGUCGGGCAGCCAGCAGACCGUGGUGGAGAAGGAGACGGAUGCCAGCCUCCCCGCACGGGGACCCUACCUCCGCCCUGCUGCCUGGCAGCAGCCGCAGGGAACCCCAAGGCAAGCAAACGCGCCAGCCCCGCGCGGCGCCGAGGUCCGGCACCUGGGCGUGGAGCCGCUGGUGCGGGCAUCACGGGCUAAUCUGGUGGGCACGAGCUGGGGGUCGGAGGAUAGCCUUUCAGUGGCCAGCGACCCGUACGGCAGCGCCUUCAGCCUGUACAGAGGACGGGCGCUCUCGCUCCACGUCAGCAUCCCCCAGGGGGGCUACCGGAGAGAUGACCCCCACAGCGGCCCCGUCUCUCCAAAGCCUGGCGCCGAGGCCCCGAGGUCCCCCGCUGCCCUGCCGCUGACCGCCAAGCCACCCAUCCUCCGCUCGCCGUCUCCCCGUGCCGGCCCGUGCCUGCCGCCGCCCGCUGGCGCCACAUCCCAACCUGUUGCCCGUGGCUCUGGCGUCCCCUCCUUCACGCCCGUGACCCCCCGCAAGAAGUCCUCGGUGCCAGCCGAGUACCAGGACAUUGUCCCCGAGGAGUACGAGGAGAAGAUCAAGAAGCCCAAGUCCUCGGGGUACUCGCAGGGCAGCACGCAAGAGUCCCGUCCCCAGACACCCAUGAGCGACGCCUCUGGCCGCAUCUCCAUCCGGGCAUCCCCCAAGCUGGUGCGUGCUGGCUCCAAGAUCUUCGAGAGGCUGCAGUACUUCGAGGAGCGGCGGAGGAGCCUGGAGCAGGCAGACAGCCCCUUCCCCGCACACUCCUGCCUGCCCUUGCGCAAGACGCGCUCCUUCGACCAGCCCGGCUCUGGCUCGCGCCGUGCCAGCAUGCUGGGCGGCUCGCGGGAGGACGUGCGGGAAGGUGGACGCUGGGAGCCAGGUGGCACGGCGGCAUGCCGGCGUUUGGCUUUCCGGCAGAAAGCCGCAUCCUUUGACGAGCGGGGCAAGUUUGCCGGCCGCGUCUACGCCAUCGAGCACAAGUUUGCGGAGGAGCUGACCCGCAUCAAGCGGACAGUCUCCAAGCAGCAGCUGCGGCGCUCCCAGGAGCUGUGCAAAGCCGGGCUGCCCCCGGCACCCUCGCCCCCGGCGGCCAGCGAGCCUGCCGCCCCCCGUGCCCCCCGCACCCCCUCCUCACAGGGCGCCGGCGGGCGCAGGGCGCUGCCGCCAAAGACCUUCCCACCCGUGGAGAGCACGCACGUCAUCCAGCACCUGGCACUUUCCAGCGUGGCGCUGGUGGGACCCGACGGGGAGCUGGAGUCAGGGGGGCAGCGUGGGAGGAAAGCCCCGGCGUGGGGCAGUGUGGUGGCCGGUCAGCCCACCGAGGUGGAGGAUGUGGGCGCCAGGAAGAGUCUGCAACCAGGAGGCAUUGGGGAAGUGAAGAAGAAGGAGCAGUGGCCGUUAGCACAAGCCACCCCACAGGGUCGGGUGGCCCUUUCACAGGCGGGUCCCGCCGAAGGCAGCCCGUGCCCAGACGGGGGCCCUGCCGGUGGAGCCCGUGCCCCCGGGGUGGUGAGCGAAGCCCUGGCCGCCCGGCUGACUGUGCCCCACGGGUUGUACCGGCGGCUGGAGGCACCUGCGGAGGUGCGGUUCCUGCCCUGGGCGAAGCCGGGGAUGGAGCAGGAGGCUCGCCUGGAGAGGAGCUCGGCAGGGCAGCACAGUGUGGGCAGGGAGGUGGAGAGAAGGCAGACGAAAGUGUCAGAGAAGAAAGAGAGUGGCCGGACGGCUCAAGAAGGCAGGAGCACGCGGAGCAAGGGGAAGGGGCGCCGAGCCAGGCCCACCUCUCCGGAGCUAGAGUCCUCUGAUGACUCCUAUGUCUCAGCGGGUGAAGACCCCCUGGAAGCCCCCAUCUUUGAGAUCCCCAUCCAGGACAUGGCGGUGGCCGUGGGGGCAGAGGUGCUGCUCAAGUGCAUUGUCACAGCCAACCCCCAGCCAGAAGUGUCCUGGAGGAAGGACGGGGUCCCGCUGCGGAGCAGCACGACGCGGCCCAUCAAGGUGGAGGGCGAGCGUCAUACCCUGCUGGUCAGGAGCGCCCGGGUAGCCGACGCUGGCCUCUACACCGUCACGGCGGCCAACGAGGUGGGGGCGACCUGCUGCAGCGCCAUCCUCAGCGUGCGGCCCGGCCCCGCCGUGGAGCGGCAUGGGAACUUGGCACCCCCCCUCGGCCAGGCCAGCCCCAUCACCUCGGACGAGGAGUACCUGAGCCCCCUGGAAGAGUUCCCCGAGUCCGGCACCCCCCAGCACCGACCGGCCAUGAAGCUGCAGCCUAGAGCCGAGCAUGGGGCUGCCCGCGGCUCCCCAGAGAGCACCUUCAAGGCUGCACCCACCUUUGAGGUGUCCCUGUCGGACCAGUCGGUGCUGGAGGGACAGGAUGUCAGCAUGAGUGUCCGCGUCCGUGGGGAGCCCAAGCCUAUCAUUUACUGGCUGAGGAACAGGCAGCCAGUGAAGUAUGGCCGCCGGCACCAUGCAGAGGAGGCGGAGGGGGCGCGAGGGCUCUUCACGCUGCACAUCCUGGCAGCGGAGCGCACAGACACUGGCUUCUACACCUGCAAGGCCGUCAACGAGUAUGGCACCAAGCAGUGCGAGGCCAAGCUGGAGGUCAGAGCUCGCCCCGAGUGCCAGUCCCUGGCCAUCGUGGUUCCCCUGCAGGACGUGGUGGUCGGGGCGGGGGAGCUGGCACUCUUUGAGUGCCUGGUGGCUGGCCCGCCAGACAUGGACGUGGACUGGCUCUCCCGGGGCCGGCUGCUCCAGCCCGCCCUGCUCAAAUGCAAGAUGCAUUUUGACGGGCGCAAGUGCAAGCUGCUGCUCACCUCCGUGCAUGAGGACGACAGCGGGAUCUACACCUGCAAGCUCAGCACCGCCAAAGAUGAGCUGACCUGCAGUGCCCGGCUGACGGUGCAGCCCUCUGUGCAGCCACUCUUCACCCGCAAGCUGGAGGAUGUGGAUGUGGUGGAAGGGCGGACGGCGCGUUUUGACUGCAUGAUCAGUGGGACUCCCCCUCCGGCGGUCACCUGGACCCAUUUUGGCCAGCCGGUGCAGGAGGGGGAGAACGUGCGGAUUCAGCGGGAUGGUGGGCUGCACUCGCUGGUCAUCGUGCACGUGGGCAGCGAGGAUGAGGGGCAGUAUGCGGUGACAGCCAGGAAUGCCCACGGCCACGUGGAAUGCUCUGCCGAGCUCUAUGUGGAGGAGCCGCGGACAUCUGCUGCCUCCCAGAUCUCCAAGCUGGAGAAGAUGCCAUCCAUCCCGGAGGAGCCAGAGCAGGCAGAGACGGAGGCAGAGUGCUUCACCAUGCCUGACUUCCUGAAGCCGCUGCACAACCUGGACGUGGUGGAGUCGAAGGAGGCCGUGCUGGAGUGCCAGGUGGCCGGGCUGCCCUACCCCUCCAUCACCUGGUUCCACAAUGGCUCCCGCAUCGACAGCACAGAUGACCGCAAGAUGAUGCAGUAUAAGGAUAUCCAUCGCCUGGUGUUCACGGCUGUCAGCCAUGCACACGCUGGCGUCUAUAAAAGCGUCAUCGCCAACAAAGUGGGGAAGGCCACGUGCUACGCGCACCUCUACGUCACUGACGUGGUGCCAACCCCCCCGGAUGGGCCCCCCACCGUGGCCUCAGUGACCGGCAGAGCCAUCACGUUGACCUGGAACAAGCCCAGGUGGCUGGACACCGCCAUAGACCCCAACUCGGUGACCUACGUGGUGCAAAUGCAAGUGCUGGGCACGACGCAGUGGCUAGUGCUGGUGGCCGGUGUGCGGGAUACCACCUACACGGUGCAUGGGCUGACCAAGGGUGCCCAGUACCUCUUCCGCGUCAUCACCGCCACCCCCAAGACCAACAGCAAGCCCUGCCCACCUGUGGGGCCCGUGCAGCUCCUGGACCGGGGUCCCUACCUGGAAGAGGCCCCGGUCAUCCUGGACAAGCCAGAUGUGGUGUACGUGGUGGAGGGUCAGCCAGCCUCCAUCACCAUCACCAUCAACCACGUGGAGGCCACCAUCACCUGGAAGAGCUGGUGUUCCCGCAGGGGCGGGCAGGUGCUGGGGGAGCAGGAAGGCACGUGCGAGGUGGUGAUGCCAGACGAUGACCAGCACUGCCUGCGGCUGCUGCGUGUGGGCCGGGGGGCAGCGGGGCCACUGACCUGCGAGGUGAGCAACCGCUACGGCACUGCCCGCUGCACCCUCCGCCUCCGCCUUGCAGAGGCACCGCGCUUUGAGUCCAUCAUGGAAGACAUCGAUGCCCAGGAAGGGGAGACGCCGCGCUUCGCCGUGGUGGUGGAGGGGAAACCGCUGCCAGACAUCAUGUGGUACAAGGAUGGGGAGCUGCUGGAGGAGAGCAGCCACCUGAGCUUCGUAUAUGAGGACAACGAGUGCUCGCUGGUGGUGCUGGGCGCCGCCGAGCCCGACAGCGGCGUCUACACCUGCACGGCCAAGAACCUGGCCGGGGAGGUCUCCUGCAAGGCAGAGCUGGUGGUGCGGGCAGCCCAGCCCGCUGCCGAUGCUGCCAUGGAGGAGGAUGCGCUGCACAAGGCGCGACGCCUGACCGACUACUACGACGUGCACGAGGAGAUUGGGAGGGGGGCUUUCUCCUACCUGCGGAGGGUGACGGAGAAGAGCAGCCGGCUGGACUUUGCCGCCAAGUUCGUCCCAGGGAGGACCAAGGCCAAGCAGUCGGCACGGCGGGAGCUGCACAUCCUCUCGCAGCUGGACCACGAGCGCAUAGUCUUCUUCCACGAUGCCUUUGAGAAGAAGAACGCCGUCAUCAUGGUCAUGGAGCUCUGCGCUGAGGAAGAGCUGCUGGACAGGAUGGCGAGGAAGCCCUCGGUGUGCGAGUCUGAGGUCCGGUCCUACAUGCGGCAGGUCCUGGAGGGGAUCUGCUACCUGCACCAGCACAGCAUCCUGCACCUGGACAUCAAACCAGAAAACCUCCUGAUGGCAGAUUCAAGCAGCGAGCAGGUCCGGAUCUGCGACUUCGGCAAUGCACAGGAGCUGACGCCCGAGGAGCCGCAGUACUGCAAGUAUGGCACCCCUGAGUUCGUGGGCCCCGAGAUCGUCAACCAGAGCCCCGUCUCCAGCGUCACCGACAUCUGGCCUGUAGGGGUCAUCGCCUACCUCUGCCUGACGGGGAUCUCCCCCUUCGUGGGCGAGAAUGACAAGACAACGCUGAUGAACAUCCGCAACUACAACGUGGCUUUUGAGGAGAGGAUGUUCCAGGGGCUCACCCGGGAGGCCAAGGGCUUUGUCAUCAAAGUGCUGGUCAAUGACAGGCUGAGACCCAACGCAGAGCAGACGCUGGAGCAUCCCUGGUUCAAGACGCUGGCCAAGGGGAAGGUCAUCAGCACCGACCACCUAAAGCUCUUCCUCUCCCGUCGGAAAUGGCAGCGCUCGCAGAUCAGCUACAAGUGCAACAUGGUGCUGCGGCCGAUCCCGGAGCUGCUGGAGGACACGUCCAACCACCUCUCCAUCGCUGUGCCCCGGCACCUCAAGGAGUCACCGGCGCUGUCAUCCUCCUCGGACUCGGAUGACCUGGACGAGCUGCCCUUCAUCCCCAUGCCGCACCAGGUGGAGUUCUCUGGCUCCCGCAUGUCGCUCAAUGAGAUCCCCACAGACGACGAGGCCAUGGGGCCAUCCGAGGGGCCGCGGCCGGAGGGGGUCACGUCGGGGGACGUCUCCGCCAUGGAGUGGCAGAGCCAGGGCACAGGGAAGCCCGGGGCACCUGGCUCCUCCGACGAAGAAGCCCCCGAAGCCCAGAAGCGGCCGGAAUACCCCCGCAAAGCCAUGAGGAAGGGCUCCAGCCUGGAGUCCCCAGGAAGCACCCGGCGGGGAGAGCUGAAGAGGGGUGGUUCAGCCGACAGCGCCCUGCUGCUCCACCAGCCUCCGGGGGCCGAGGAGGGGGCCGAGGCGGGACGGGACCCCCGCCGGGCCCUGGCCAAGGCGGCCUCCAUGGAGCUGCCGCGGCGGAAGGGGACCUGGGGGGAGGACGAUCAUGCCCAGCGCCUGGAGCUGAUGCGCCAGCGGCUGCUGCGGGGCAGCUCAGGGGAUGGCAAGGUCAGCGGUCUGCGGGGUCCCCUCCUGGAGACCCUGGGGGUCGCGCCAGCGGUGCCACGGCUUGUGCGGGCGGCCUCCAGCGAGGCCACCUCGCCGCGCCUCCUCCCUGCUGAGCAUCAGCUGCAGAAGAGCAGCUCCUUCAGCCACGGGGACGCCGAGCCUGUCGUCCGGCACCGCCGCUCCGGCGCACCCCUGGAGAUCCCGGUGGCUCGCCUGGAGGCCCAGCGGCUCAAAGAGUCCCCAUCACUCUCAGCCCUCUCUGAUGCCCGGCCCCCAGUGCCGCUGGACGCCCCUGACCCGCCGACACCCCCCGUGGUAGAGAUCGCCGUCCCCCGGGCUCCCGCCGCCAAGGUUGCCUUGGGGAGGAGGCGCGUCCCUGAGGAGCGCAGCCAGCCCGGGGCCAGCACGGCCACCACCACCAUGGGGAAGAAGCCCAUGGCCAGGGGGCAGGAGGAGAAGAUGCCCGCCAAGGCCACUGGAGCCAGUGGGGAGGGGGCUGCCAGGACGGGAGCACCUGCCCCACCGCAGCCCCCAGUCCCCGGUGCCCAAGCCCCAAAAACGUCUUCCUACGCUAAGGUCAUGCAAGCCAUGGGAGCUGUGCAAGGUGGGGAGCCAGCUACCGAGGAACCCCCCCGGCCCCUGCCAGCCACCCCCACCGAGCCCCGCACGCCAGCACCAGCACCAGCAUUGAGGAGGGAGGUGAAGUCCACCGGCUCCUCCAGUUCCCUGCUCAUCCAGGACAUCGACUCGGAGGAGGUCUUUGAGGCCAAGUUCAAGCGGGGCCGGGAGUCGUCGCUCAGCCGAGGGCUGAAGCUCCUCACCCGCUCUCGCUCCGAGGACCGGCACCUGGCCAGCCUCCCGGCCCCCGACGAGGGCAUCUACCGUCCAACGCCGGCCGGUGUGCCCCUGGAGCUGCGCAGGGAUCGUCCCACCGGGCUGGCAGCCAAGUCCAAGUCAGUGCAGGACCUGCACGAGGUGGAGAAGGACCGGGGCUUCCUCCGGAGGAUGUCCGUGCUCCUCAAGCGGACCCCGCCUGCCGAGAGGAAGAAGAGCAGGGGGGAGGAUGGGGGCAGCGAGACCCCAUCCAGCAGGCGCCGAUUCUCCUGGAGCCUGGCCCUGGGUGGCUCCAAGGAGCGGAGGGACUCGGAGAGCCUCAAGUCGGAGCCGGGGGGCGGCGGGGAGAGCGAGUCACCGGUGGUGGCCGUGCGGAGGAAGAUCAGUGCCACGGUGGAGCGAGUCUCCGCGCGGCUGCGCAGCCUGUCGGACGAGCGGCCGGAGGGUGAGGGGCCCGGGGAGCUCCGCCGUGCCAGUUCCGAGGGGGAGAGCUUGCAGCCGGGGCCCCCCCCGGCACCUGCACCCUCCUCCGAGUCCCUGCGCUCGGAGGGCAGCACCCGCUCCUCUGCCUCCGCCAAAGGUGGGGGUGAGAGCCAGAAGCGGUCCCGCUGGGAGCGCUGGGGGCUCUCGCGGGGCAAGAAGGAGAAGAUGGCCUCGCAGCCCAGCAUCCCCUCCAGCCUGCUGCGGGAGGAGGGACCCGCCACCGGCCGGCCACAUGCAUCCAGUGAGUCGGAUUUCCCCCCUGUAUUCCACAUCAAGCUGAAGGACCAGGUGCUGCUGGAGGGCGAGGCGCUGACCCUCUGCUGCCUGCCUGCCGGCAGCCCGACCCCCAGGAUCCUCUGGAUGAAAGACAAGAGGUCCCUGCAGCCAGACAGCGCACUGAACAUCAUCUCCUGCAAGGACGGCCGGCAGAUGCUCACAAUCACCAAGGUCUCCAGGAAGGACACGGGGCUGUAUGAAUGUGCAGCCGCCAACACCCUGGGCACGGCCAUCAGCUCCUGCACACUGGCUGUGGCACGGCUCCCCGGGCGGCCGGGCACCCCGGAGAUCCCCCAGAAGUACAAGAACACGGUGCUGGUGCUGUGGAAGCCUGCGGAGAGCAAAGCCCCCUGCACCUACACGCUGGAGCACAGGCUGGAGGGGGAGCACGAGUGGAAGAUCGUCAGCACUGGCAUCGCCGACUGCUACUUCAACGUGACGGAGCUGCCCCCUGGGAGCACCGCCAAGUUUCGGGUGGCCUGUGUCAACAAGGCCGGGCAGGGACCCUACAGCAACCCCUCAGGGAAGGUGCACCUUGAGGCAGCAGAUGCCCGAGCUGCCCCAGCCAAGGACAUCGCUGUCCCUGUCCCCGAGAAGGUGGCUUCCAGUCGGUCAACCCAGACGCCCAUGGAGCAGCUGGAGCCGCUGGCCGUGGGGACCCCCCCCACGCUGCCGCCCCACAAGCACAAAGGAGUGGUGCAGAAGGCAGACGGGGCAGCGCAGGCGGACGUCCCCCCGGGGGUCCUCCAGCCCCCUGCACCGUGCGAGGAGGGGCCGCGGCCAGACCCCAAACUCCCACCCGACAUCACAGUCUGCGUGCCCCCUGAGCUGAUGUUCACCCCACCUCGGACUGUCACCUCGCCCCACACAGACACCCCCACCCAAGCCUCCCCCGCACCCCCCACGGACACGUCCCCCCCCCCCCAGGCUCCGUCUCCUUCCAAGUUGUCCCCCACUUCCCCUGUGUCAACCACCCCCAGCUCAGCCCCCACGCUGUCUCCCACCCCCAACACCGCACCCACGCGGAAGAUGCCCCCCUACAUGGUCACGUCCUUCGUCUCCAUGCCCCCUGCAUCGCCCCUCGCACAGGAGUCGUCCCACCCCACCCCAUCUUCCAAGGAGCCCCCAGCUGAGAGCGGGGUCCCGGGGGCAAAAGACAGCACAGCGCUGCGGCAGGGCGUCCCCCAGAAGCCAUACACCUUCCUGGAUGAGAAGGCGAGGGGCCGUUUUGGGGUGAUCCGGCUGUGCAAGGAGAACGCCACGGGGAAGCACUUCAUGGCCAAGAUCGUACCCUACGAGGCGGAGCGGAAGCAGAGCGUGCUGCAGGAGUACGAGAUCCUCAAGGCGCUGCACCAUGAGCGCAUCAUGGCCCUGCACGAGGCGUACAUCACCCCCCGCUACCUGGUGCUCAUCUGCGAAAACUGUGCCGGCAAAGAGAUCCUCUACAGCAUUGUGGACAGGUUUCGCUACUCAGAGGACGACGUGGUGAGCUACGUGCUGCAGCUCCUGCAGGGCCUCGAGUACCUGCACAGCCGCCGCAUUGUGCACCUCGACAUCAAGCCAGACAACGUCGUCAUCUCAGGCAUGAACGCCCUCAAGAUCAUCGAUUUCGGCAGUGCCCAGACCUACAACCCCCUUGUGCUGCGGCAGCUGGGGCGGCGUGUCGGCACCCUGGAGUACAUGUCACCAGAGGUGGUGAAGGGGGACCCGGUGGGCUCCGCAGCAGAUGUCUGGGGUGUUGGCGUCCUCACCUACAUCAUGCUCAGUGGGCGGUCGCCGUUCUUCGAACUGGACCCCAUUGAGACAGAGAACCGCAUCCUGGCAGGGCGCUUUGAUGCCUUCAAGCUGUACCCCAAUGUCUCGCAGAGUGCUGCCCUCUUCAUCCGCAAGGUCCUUGCCGUCCACCCCUGGAGCCGCCCCACAGUGAAGGACUGCUUUGCCAAUGCCUGGCUCCAGGAUGCCUACCUGAUGAAGCUGCGCCGCCAGACCCUGACCUUCACCACCAACCGCCUCAAGGAGUUCCUGGUGGAGCACCAGCGGCGCCGUGGCGAGGCCGUCACCAAGCACAAGGUCUUACUCCGCUCCUACCAGGGCGGCCAGCCGCCGGGGCUGCAGUAG
Haliaeetus leucocephalus (bald eagle) is the source of this 10365-nucleotide messenger RNA. RefSeq names its product SPEG complex locus (gene SPEG). The record is from RefSeq and is a predicted model, not a curated record. The coding region runs from base 1 to 10365 and encodes 3454 amino acids. Gene Ontology annotation, molecular function: protein kinase activity; ATP binding; protein binding. The transcript has 43 exons. NCBI's taxonomy places the organism in Eukaryota, Metazoa, Chordata, Aves, Accipitriformes, Accipitridae. Gene Ontology annotation, biological process: protein phosphorylation; muscle cell differentiation.